Molecule: messenger RNA, 4147 nt
Organism: Patiria miniata (bat star)
Lineage: Eukaryota; Metazoa; Echinodermata; Asteroidea; Valvatida; Asterinidae
Product: oxysterol-binding protein-related protein 8-like
Exons: 20
Coding region: 573-3476 (967 amino acids)
Cellular component (GO): cytosol; intracellular membrane-bounded organelle; membrane
Molecular function (GO): cholesterol binding
Source: RefSeq, a predicted model, not a curated record
UACCCACAUCUUGUGAAGUCUUCAAAGGAACUUGCCAAAUAAGUUCAGUUUGUUUGUCACUUUUGCUGUUCUCUCUGUCUUCCGUACUCAAGCUCCGACCAAAACUUCAGCACCUGCUGAUGUGUAGAGACUGUCAGAUCAGAAACAUUUCAGAGGAAAAACUUCCAGAGGCUACCGGUACAUGAAAGAGUGGGACACGCCCCCUUUUUUUACAAAUCUGCCAGCUCUUCUAUCUCGGAUCACUUGUAGUAAAGUUUGCAUUUUGACCAAAGGACCAGUCCAGUUUUAGUGUUUGGAGGGCUGUUAGGGUGAAGAAAUCAACAGAGAAUUCUUCGGCAGAAGUACCAUCAACAACAAUCAGUGUCCCAGUACUCUACUUUAGACAGACAGAAACUCGUCAACGCGGUUUUGAAGUUUUUGAGUUCUUAGCUGUGCAAUUCCAUUACGAAAAACUAACAGAGUUAUUUCAGCAACAGCACCACCAACAAGUUGAGCAGACACUCUGGUUAAACAGUCACAAACUCUUCAAUCCAGUUUUAAAGUUUACGUCACAAACCCAUCAAAACCAAGCCAUGGCCGCUGAAGAUCCGACCGACCUUCCCCACAAACUGCAUUCCCUCUCCCCCAAGUGGGGGCGGAGACUGCGAAGUGCCUCCUCCCCUGCUGCCCCUCAGCAAACUUCGUCGGCCCGUGCAGCCGCCGACGCGAUCUGGCCAGCCGACAUCAAACCCAGGAGCUUCCUUCCGAUCAAUCGGUCGCCGAUUUUGUCGAGGAAGUCGCGGAGUGCCUCGUCCCCACCCAUGCCGCCUGUCUUGGAACCGUUAACAGUGCUGCUGGAUGCACCUGAGCACCCUAGUCUGUCCGCGAGCACUAAAUCAAUGAAUCUGGCACCGAUCCAAGAAUCGGCGGACAAAGAGGUCACCGAGAUGCAGUACAGUAACGACUCGUCCCCCAACUACAGUCCUGUGCCAGGCCAAGGAACAGACCAGGACCAUGGGGAGAUAUUUGACAAGGAUUCCCUGCGGCCGUCGUCCAAGUUUCAAGCCCCACGGAGUAGGUCUGAAGGGAAACUCAAUACAACCGGAGAUGGCUACGGUUCUUCGGGCACCACGCCCAGCAAACUGUCCAAACGCGAGUCACUCAAGGCUCAAAAGAAGAACUAUCGGCGCGAGAAGAAGCGCGUCACGAAGGAGCUGCUUAGCGCCCUCAAGGAUCCAUCCAUCAUUGUGAUGGCUGAUCACCUCAAGGUGAGGGGAAGUUUGAAGGGUUGGACUAAGCUGUGGUGUGUCUUGAAACCAGGACUGCUCAUCAUCUACAAGAGCCCCAAGCAUGGGCAGUGGGUGGGCACGAUUCUCCUGAACAACUGUGAGCUGAUUGAGAGACCGUCUCGCAAGGAUGGCUUCUGCUUCAAGAUCUAUCACCCCCUGGACCAAUCCAUCUGGGCAACUAGGGGACCCAAAGGCGAGACCAUGGGAUCCAUCACCCAACCCCUACCCAGCCAGUACCUGAUCUUCCGGGCACCCUCCGAGGCAGCUGGCAAAUGCUGGAUGGAUGCCCUUGAGCUAGCCCUACGCUGCUCCAGCCUACUCAUGCGCUCCAUGAGGGAUGGGACCACGUUAGACCCGGCCGUCAUCAGCCAGUCAUUCAGCACGGAGAAAGGGCUGAACGAGAGCGAGAUUGAGAACACGCACUUCAGGCAUGAAGGUCUUGACGACGAGUCUCCAGACAACGAAAGUGACAAGGACCAAGACAGCAAGAGCGAGUCCGACAUAUCAGAGCCAGAGGAUAUCUCCUCGGUCAACGGACCCACGCCCACGCAGGACGAGACCACGUAUGUCACCAACAAAGUGGAGGAACUGGGACUGGAGUGUUCCCAAACCGAGACCCUGGAGGAGGAGAACAAAGGUCUGAUCUGGACGCUGGUCAAGCAGGUCCGGCCGGGCAUGGACCUGUCCAAAGUGGUGCUUCCGACAUUCAUCCUGGAGCCUCGAUCAUUCCUGGACAAGCUGUCGGACUUCUAUUACCACGCCGACCUCCUCUCCCAGGCUGUUUUUGAGGAGGAUCCGUUUUCUCGCAUGAAGCAGACUGCUCGCUGGUACCUCUCUGGCUUCUACAAGAAACCAAAGGGUUUAAAGAAGCCCUACAACCCCAUCAUCGGCGAGACCUUCAGAUGUCUCUGGACUCACCCUAAGACUAAGAGCCAUACAUUCUACAUCGCUGAACAGGUAUCCCAUCAUCCUCCAGUGACAGCCUUCUACAUGACCAAUCGUAAGGACGGAUUCUGCAUCAGCGGCAGUAUUCUUGCCAAGUCCAAAUUCUACGGCAACUCAGUGACGGCCGCCAUGGACGGACUGGCCACCCUGUCCUUUCUGGCGAGGGGGGAGGACUAUCAUAUCACCAUGCCCUACGCAAACUGCAAAGGGAUCCUGUAUGGUACCCUGACCAUGGAGUAUGGAGGGAGGGUGUACAUUGAGUGUGAUAAGACUGGGUACAAGACUGAGCUGGAGUUCAAAUUAAAGCCAUUCCUUGGCGGCAGCGAUUCAUCCAAUCAGCUUGUGGGUAAGAUCAAGUUUGGGAAGGAGACCCUGGCAACUCUGGAGGGCCAUUGGGAUGAUAAGGUUUACAUCAAAGACAAGAGAACUGGAAACGUGGAGCUGUUUUGGGUGGUGUCGCCGGAAGUGAAAGCCGCGCGAUUGCUUCGUUCCACGGUCGCCGUAGAGGAGCAGGCAGAUUUCGAGUCAGAAAAGCUAUGGUCUCGGGUUACAGACGCCCUGGCCAGGAGCGACAUCCAAGAGGCUACCAAUGAGAAGUUUGUCCUGGAAGAUGAACAACGCAAGGGCCACAAGGAGAGAAAGAUGAAGAUGAUCGCGUGGGAACCGCGUCUGUUUGAGCGAGACGAGAUCACGAGGGACUGGGUCUACAAACACAUGGACAACCGUCCCUGGGACCCCCUGAACGACAUCGAGCAGUUUGAGCACAACGGCAUCAUCCAGACCCGCACGCGCCACAAGACCUCCAUCCUGCGCACCACCAGCAUCAUCAGCCUGCCGCACAAGAACGGCCCCCACGAGAAGCGGCUGAAGCGCAACGCCUCGCUGCAGCACAAGAAGAAGAAGACACCGGGCCCCAGCCUGCCGCGGACUACCAGCGGGAGCGGAGACAGCGAGUGCUCCACGCCGCAGGAGAAGGACUCGGAGGAAGAACUAUCAGAGGCUGAAUUAACUGCUGAAACCAUGGAAGCGACCAGUACUAGCCUGCAGAGCACCGUCAUUAUGGAACGCACCAUCCAGCCGAUGCUGGAAGGACAGAAGCGCAUCGAGGACCAACUCAAGGCCGUCAACAGCCGUCUGGCCGUCAUGAUCCGACAGACGCGGCGUGACGAGGGUGAGAGCGCCCCCAUCAGUCGCGAAUUGAUAAUGAUCGCUGUAGUGCUGCUCAUUGGGCAACUCAUUGUCGGCUUUCUCUUCAGGUCGUGACCUAUGACCCCUGAAUGACCUUGACACACUGGAAGUGGGAGCGUGACCCUUGAAACAGGCAUUUUGACCUUUGACACAGAAAGCAAGGGUGACCUUUGACACAGAAAGCAAUGGUGACCUUUGACACAGACAGCAGAGGUGACUUUUAACAGAGGAAGUUGCGGGUGCCCUUUGACACGAGAAGCGGAUGUGACCUUUCACACAGGAAACAGUUUUGACCUUUGACACAAAAAUGGUAAUUUUGACAAAGCAAACAAGGUUGACUUUGGAUUCAUGAGUGCAAAGUGACUUUUAAAACAAGAAGUGAGCAUGCAACCUUUGACACAAAUUGAGAGGGUUAUUGUUCACACAGGCAGUAAAAAAUGACAUUUUAUUUGUGAAGCGAGAAUUGAAUGUUAGACUUUUUGAAGUCACAGAUUUACAGUGACAUUAGACUUUUGUCUGACUAAACAUAUCACCUACUUCACUGAAAGACAAGAAAGUAGUUUGUGUACAAUAAAUUAGAGUAGUUUGCAAUGACCUGUAGUCACAAAGACAUUUUAUACAAAGCAACAGGAAAGUUAAUCUGUCAGGAAUUGUCAAAGACGGGCUAGAAUACAGGAUGAGUAAACAAAAGAAACAGAAACCCAAAUGGCAGGACUAUUUUCUUAAUAAAGUUCUGCAUGUAGCAC